AUCGCUCCUCUCCUCCGCCCCUCCCCCCGCGCAGCCGCCGCCGCCGCCGCCACCGUCCCCGAGACCCUAGCGCACGGCGCGCCCUCCCUUGUGCGCCCCUCCGGCCCCCGCGGAGAACGAGAGGGCGAGCGAGCACGGCGCUCCCGGCCCAGCCCGGCCCCCUUGUCUUCACCACCGCCUGCCCUCCGCCGCCUUCUUUCGCUUCCACCUCCACUCCCCCCCCCCAAGUAGAGGCCCCCUCCGGGGGGGGGAGGUCCGGGGCCGGGAGCGGAUUCCCCCAACUCCUUCAGGCCCGCCCCCACCCGGCCCGAGACUGAGGAGGGCCCGGGCCGGCCCGCGUCGAGAGUGAGGAGGACCCCGGGCGGGCCCGCGGGCCGUCUGGGGCCUGAUCCGGCCCCCCCAGGCGUGUGAAGACAGGGGCCCGGCCCGGCCCGAGAGCGAGCGGAGGGGAGGGGCCUGGUCCGGCCCGGCCGGUGCGCGAGGACUGGGGCCGCGGCCCCGCACGGCCGCCGCCGCCGCGAUGGCCCAGCAGCAGAUGACCAGCUCGCAAAAAGCAUUGAUGCUUGAGCUGAAAUCCUUGCAGGAGGAACCAGUGGAGGGCUUCCGGAUCACCCUGGUGGACGAGUCCGACCUCUACAACUGGGAGGUGGCCAUCUUCGGACCCCCUAACACCCUCUACGAAGGCGGCUACUUCAAGGCACAUAUUAAAUUUCCUAUUGACUACCCAUAUUCACCACCUACCUUCAGAUUCUUGACCAAAAUGUGGCACCCCAACAUUUAUGAGAAUGGAGAUGUAUGCAUUUCAAUUCUUCAUCCGCCUGUAGAUGACCCACAAAGUGGAGAACUGCCCUCUGAAAGGUGGAAUCCCACUCAGAAUGUGAGGACUAUCCUGUUAAGUGUAAUCUCACUGCUUAAUGAGCCCAACACCUUUUCUCCAGCCAACGUGGAUGCUUCAGUGAUGUUCAGGAAAUGGAGGGACAGUAAAGGAAAAGACAAGGAGUACGCUGAGAUCAUCAGGAAACAGGUCUCGGCCACUAAGGCUGAAGCAGAAAAGGAUGGAGUGAAGGUCCCCACAACCCUGGCAGAAUACUGCAUCAAAACUAAAGUGCCUUCCAAUGACAACAGCUCAGAUCUGCUGUAUGACGACUUGUAUGACGACGACAUUGAUGAUGAAGACGAGGAGGAAGAGGACGCCGACUGUUAUGAUGAUGAUGAUUCUGGGAACGAGGAGUCGUGACAUGUUCCUUCAGUGCCCCUGUACUGCCCUGACGUCUCAGGCCAAAGGGAGGGGAGCAAGUGGGGAUCUAUGGCGGCCCCUCAGCAAAAACUUACUCAUGGGGUGGGGAAACACACAGCUCCUGCUGACUCCCCGCGGAUCUCAGUUUGCUCCUUUUUAUGGACCUUUACUGGAGAGAAAGUACCCUCCACAGAAUGUCUGAAUUCUUGCAUUCUUUACCCUUCCAUCACUGUAUUGAUUCUUUUUAAAGGAAAAAAAAAAAAGCCACCACCCUUCAAACUCCCACCUCACUUCAUCUCUGCAGAAUGUUCACAGCAAAACACGUUUGUCUGUUUUUAGAUUCUUGAAGAAUUAGUCUGUUUAAGACAUUAUGUGUUUAAAGCUGGGAACGCACUGGGAGUCCACAAGUGCUGCAUAUAUUGGGUAGCAAAAGAAAAUGGGGGAAAAAAAAAAACACAAAACCAAAAAAAAAAAAACCACAAAACCCACAAAACAAACUUUAAAAAAAAAAAAAAGCCAAUUUGCCAAGCAAGGUUUAGCUGCUCCUUUCCAUUAGUGCGUGUGCAUUUGUUCAGCCCGUGGUGGUGAAUUUUGUUUCUUUCCCUUCCUAAGGCUGGGAUGCAGUGGGCAUCAGGGACUUACUCUUGCUAAUCCUGAUGAAGUGUGCUGCUUCUGCCUCUAUGACAUCACCCCAACAUGGAGGCUACAGCUACUCUGAGAGAAAUCAGAUUUUGUUUUUUUGGAAUUGAUUGGGAUCUAAAGCCUGAAAUAAAUAUUCAUACUUUACAUAGAA
Microtus oregoni (creeping vole) is the source of this 2030-nucleotide messenger RNA. It is a transcript of the gene Ube2r2, whose product is annotated as ubiquitin conjugating enzyme E2 R2. Bases 521 to 1237 code for a protein of 238 amino acids. Gene Ontology annotation, biological process: ubiquitin-dependent protein catabolic process; protein polyubiquitination. NCBI's taxonomy places the organism in Eukaryota, Metazoa, Chordata, Mammalia, Rodentia, Cricetidae. The transcript has 5 exons. Gene Ontology annotation, molecular function: ubiquitin conjugating enzyme activity. The record is from RefSeq and is a predicted model, not a curated record.